UCCCUUUCCCAAGGCCUGCUGCUCUGUAUGCCCAGGUCAACUCUUGCUCAGUUCUUUGCUCGGUUCUAUAACCAUCCAGUGUAGCCUGCUGCGCACUCGGGCAGUUCAUCUCUGCAUCGAUCGACGUUUAUAAAUUGCAAGUCUUCAUCAUCUUCUUUACCUCUCCAUUUAGGGGCACAUCAACCGAGCACCGCCGCCGUCGCAGGACCGAGAUCCUGACGCAAAACUCACAGCGCCUGCUGCCGGAGAUGACGAACAGAGGCGGCGGCGCCGGUGUUCCUCUGCUGGCCGCUCUUCUCGUUCUGCUGUCGUGGGCCGUCGUCUCCUCCGUCUCCGUCGCGCCGCCGGAGGCGCGCCUGCAAGUCGGGUACUACAGCCGCACGUGUCCGCGGGCGGAGGACCUCGUCCGCAACGUCGUCCUCGCCGCCAUCCGCCGUGACCCCGGCAAUGGCCCCGGCCUCGUGCGCCUCUUCUUCCACGACUGCUUCGUCAGGGGGUGCGACGCGUCCGUGCUGCUGGACACGGCGCCUGGCAGCAACGCGACGUCGGUGGAGAAGGCGUCGCAGGCCAACUUCCCCAGCCUCCGCGGGUUCGCCGUCGUCAGCCGCGCGAAGCGCGUGCUGGAGCGGCGGUGCCGGCGGACCGUCUCCUGCGCCGACAUCCUCGCCUUCGCCGCGCGCGACGCGUGCCGCACCAUGGGCGGGGUCGACUUCGCCGUGCCGGCGGGGCGCCGCGACGGCCGCGCCUCCAACGCGUCCGAGGUGCUCCGCAACCUGCCGGCGCCCUUCGCCGACGCCGCGACGCUCGUCGGCGCCUUCGCCGCCAAGAACCUCACCGCCGAAGACAUGGUCGCGCUCUCCGGUGCGCACUCCUUCGGCCGCUCCCACUGCUCCGCCUUCUCCUUCCGGCUCUAUCCGCAGAUCGCGGCGGACCUGAACGCCACCUACGGCCGGCACCUCCGCAGGCGGUGCCCCGCGGCGACCGGCCGCCGGGACCGGGUGGUGGACCUCGACCCCCGGACGGAGCUCCUGCUGGACAACCAGUACUACAGGAACGUGCAGACGCGGGAGGUGCUCUUCACGUCGGACGUCACGCUGCUCAGCCGGAACGACACGGCGGCGCUCGUCGACCUCUACGCGCGCAACCGGACGCUGUGGAAGUCGCGCUUCGCGGCGGCCAUGGUGAAGAUGGGCCACCUCGACGUGCUCACCGGCAGCCAGGGGGAGAUCAGGAAGUUUUGCAACAGAGUAAACUAGCAAGUUUCGAUAGUUUCAGUCGCUGCCCAACAAGCUGAGUUGGCAAAAAAAAGAAAAGAAGUUAGAUAUUGGACGCAUGACGCUCGAUUCAUUUUCCUUUUCUUUUUGAGUUCGGAAAGAUUCAUUGUGCUAGUUCUGAAGAAAUAUUCAUUACCUA
Messenger RNA from Panicum virgatum (switchgrass), 1413 nucleotides. RefSeq names its product peroxidase 1-like. Gene Ontology annotation, cellular component: plasmodesma; plant-type cell wall. Bases 249 to 1256 code for a protein of 335 amino acids. Gene Ontology annotation, biological process: response to oxidative stress; hydrogen peroxide catabolic process. The transcript is spliced from 2 exons. The record is from RefSeq and is a predicted model, not a curated record. Gene Ontology annotation, molecular function: heme binding; peroxidase activity. NCBI's taxonomy places the organism in Eukaryota, Viridiplantae, Streptophyta, Magnoliopsida, Poales, Poaceae.